ACCGGAAAUAUCUACUUUCGUUUUAAAAGGUCUUUCAGCCACAGGAUUAAAGAUGGCAACAGAAGACCUUUGGAAAGAUUUUAAAGUUAGUCUCCGCAUCAUGACAAAGCACCAAAGUACCAGAAGACGAGUAAGAGACAUCACAGGAGUAUUUGAUUUUACCCAUUCCAUUUCACCUCAAAUUAUGCAGUAUAUUUUGACAAAAGACUGCUGCAAAUUUAAAGACCAUUUGCAAAGCAGAGGUUAUUCUCUAGAGGAAAAUAAGCAUCCAAUAGAAAUUUGUCAUACUUCUGAUAAAAACUCCGUGGAAAAUCUUGAAGAAUGUGGUGAUGAAUUAUGUGAUGUUAUUUCUCAUUUUACUAUUGAUUAUGACGUCAGAACAAUUGUUUUUCCACCUGACAUGGAUUUUUCGUCAAUUGAUGACACCUUGUCUUCAAGCCAACUUAUUUAUACAUGGAAUGAAAAGAAGAAUCUUUUAUUUAUAUACGGGGAAUAUAUCCAUGUGGAAAACGUAUACAAAGAAAUGCAAAAGAAGAAUGAGGGUUUAUGGACAUAUCCACAAAAUGCGGACAUAUCCCUUUACAAUGAAGAUGAAAAGAACGUUUACAUAGUCGUAUCUACAGAGGUAAAAAGUCAUAUUGCCAAAAUGUCUUCUCUGACAAUCAAUGUACUGCCAUAUGUUUGUCACCGCAGACCUCUGUUAUGGACAUUAUCGGCCGACGUUGUGCAGUCAUCGAUGAAGGAUACUAAUAAAAUGAAGGGACAGUUAGAUCAACCAACAAUUGGAGAGCUUGAAAUAACUUGUCUCUCUGUUUUGAAUUCAUUUAUCUCUUUCACCAGUAGAUAUAUCUGCAGAUCUCUGCAGGUGCCAACAGAAAUUCAGCAAGACGUGAAAACAAAGCUGACGGGAUUAGAAGACCUGUCAAUUGUAUGGGAUGAAGAUGGAAAUAUCCUCUGGGUAUCUUCUACAAAAGACAAAUUUCAGUUUGGAUUUGAAAAAGUCAUGAAAGUUAUCCAGGAAUCAAAGUUUAAUUUUGAAUGUGCUCAAGCGCCAGUCAUUAAAAAGGAAGAACAGGAAGACCAGGAGAUAGAAAAUGCAACAUUGAUUCCAUCGAAUGGCAGUAAGACCAGUAAAUGUGGUUUUCCAUCUCCACUGCCUUCCAAACUGAAUAUCGACACAACCACAGAAAUUAAUGGAAUCACGGAGGACUCCUUUCGAGCAAUGUCACAAUGGUUUGGUAAGGAGGAAAAAUGGAUUGCCCUUCAGCCAGUGUGGAAUAAAGAUAAAGUGCUCAUUAAAACGACCCUUGCGGGGGAUAGAGAAUACUUUAAAGAAAAACUGAAACAAAUAUCUGCAAUAAAGGAACUUGUACACAAAUCCGAAUCACAUGUUGGCAAACCAACUCACAGGCAUAACCGAUUUCAAAAUUAUGAAGACAUACAUGUAGGCGACUUAGAACUGACUACUAACGAGGGAAUCAUUUUGAAAGUGUACUGUGCUAACAUUGUAACAUUGGAAGUGGAUUGUAUUGUAAACGCUGGUAAUGAAAACCUAAUGCAUGGUGCUGGCGUAUCUUUAAUGAUAUCAAAUGCCGCAGGACUUGAUUUUGACAGAGAAUGUGAAUCCUAUGUAAAGAAAAAUGGACCUCUGAAAACAGGUGCAUGUUGCACUACAAUAUCAGGUAAACUAAGUCGUUACAAGUUUGUAAUUCACACAGCUGGUCCACGGUGGGGUGAUUUCAGAUUCAAAGAAAAAUGUCGAGAAAUUCUGAGACAGUCAAUUUAUGGAUGUCUGCAAGAAGCUACAUAUAGACAUGUAAAGUCAAUUGCUUUCCCGCCAGUCAGUACAGGAAAAUUCGGAAUUCCAACAGAUAUUUGUGCGGAGGAAUACUUGUCAGCUGUUUUAGAAUUCAGUGCACAUUACGGAUAUCAAACUGAAUUAAAAGAAAUACAUUUCAUCGACCUAAAUACGGACUUAAUAAAAUGCAUACAACAUGUGUUUAGAAAUGGAAUAGGAGAGUCUGAACAAACACAGAGGUCUACAAAGAUGAAGUCGACGCAUACAAUUAUCGUGUAUGGUGCAAGUAGAAGGACAACUGUUGACACACUUGAAUUUUAUUUUGACAACGCACGGAGAUCAGGAGGGGGUGGUGUUACAAAUGUUAUGAUGGACAAAGACAACAAAAUAUUUUAUGUCUCUUUUAAUAACGAAGAAGCCGUGAAAAGAGUCUUACAACGGCGACACACAAUAGAUGGGGCGGAUCUUGACGUAAAGCUCUCUGUAAAUCCGGAAGCUGAUAUCUCUCCAAACCUGAAAGGCUUGUCGGUGAAGAUAUAUACUGAAAGCAUCAUGAGAGCAAAAGUAGAAUGUAUAGUGAAUUCUGCGAAUGAAAAUUUAAUGCAUGGAGGUGGAGUAGCAUCUGCAAUUUCAGAGGCUGCUGGCUAUGAAUUUGAUCAGGAAAGUUCUGAUUAUGUUAAAAAGAAUGGCCCUUUGGCUGUUGGAAAGUGCUGCGUAACAACCGCCGGUAAACUUCCAUACAAAUGUGUCAUACAUACGGUUGGUCCAAGAUGGCAUGAUUACCAAUCAGACGAGAAGGCUCUCUGCCUUGCUGGCCUCCAGGAGGCUGUAGAAGUCAGUUUUAGAGAGGCCGAUAAACUUGCUAUGAAGUCUAUUGCAUUGCCGGCGAUCAGUUCAGGUAUUUUCGGUGUUCCCAGAGAGAAAUGUGCAGAAUGUUAUUACAAGGCAGUUUGUGAGUUUGCUGCUUCAUACCCUCGUCAAAGUCUGCAAGAAAUUCAUUUUGUUGACAGAGAUUCAACAAUGAUAGCUGAAAUUCAGAAUGCUUUUAAAGACUUUAAAAAUGCUUCGAAAUGAAAAUGCACUCAUUUUUUAUGAUCAUCUGAAUAUGCAUUGCUUAUAUCACACUUGCCUUUUUCCUGACUACUAACAUACAGUUUAUAUGUUUACAAAACAAUAUAGCAAUGAGUGUAUUGUAAUUUUUCUGGCUUUUUAGUAAACAGUUAAGAUAAAACCUAUAUAUAUA
Molecule: messenger RNA, 3041 nt
Organism: Saccostrea cuccullata (small rock oyster)
Lineage: Eukaryota; Metazoa; Mollusca; Bivalvia; Ostreida; Ostreidae
Exons: 9
Coding region: 53-2872 (939 amino acids)
Biological process (GO): protein poly-ADP-ribosylation; negative regulation of gene expression
Cellular component (GO): cytoplasm; nucleus
Molecular function (GO): NAD+ poly-ADP-ribosyltransferase activity; RNA binding; NAD+-protein mono-ADP-ribosyltransferase activity
Source: RefSeq, a predicted model, not a curated record